UCAAAGAAGGAGCGAGCAAGAGCAGCCAGAUAGACGGCCUCAGCACCUACAUCCUGGCCGACUGUUGCCAGAAUCGAAGACCAAAACAGGUGGGGAGCGGCAAAGGCAGGAAGGAGCACUCAGCCAUUACCCACAUCGUACGACAGGCAGCUCUUCGUCUGAAGUCAAUCUCGGACACCGGUAAAAGCUUUCGACGAAUGAACGUCCCUGAAUUGACGGGAUUGUGUUGAGGAAGGAGCAUACAAGAAGCGGUGUUGAAGAGUGCACCCCUGGCCCCUUGAAGAAGAGAGGUGGGGAUGUUGACAAAGCCAGGUCUCAGGGUAUAAAGAGGUCUCCAGUGCACAUCAACUCCAAUUCCCCAGCUUGCCUUAAACAACCAACACAACCGCCCACACAAUCGUCAACACCGACCGGCGGCGAUACAACAACCAGACGCGCUUUCUUAUUCUGAUCAACAUCGUCACCAUGCUUUCCAAGACCAUUCUGACCAUCGCUGCCGCCUUGGUCGUCCUGGCCCAGACUGCCCAGGCCUCGCAGGCCCCCAUCCCCGGCUACGGAGUCGUCGACAUCCAGUUCGACCUGCCCAUCUACCCCGGCAAUGCCACCAGCGAGACUGUGCCCAUCAUCGGUACCAUUGAGCAUGCCGUUGCCCACAUGGAAGCUUUAUACCCCGGUUGGAACCAGUCUUUGUUCAAGUUGCCCAGUCAGCGUCACUUUGUCUAUGAUGACUCCGACCGCAACAUCAUCCCCGAGAGUUUCAACUGCUGGGGCAGAUGGAAGGGUUGCUCAUGGUCGGCCAUUGCGAGAGGAAUCGACUAUCUCUGGCAACUUCCCAUUUACCCUAUGCCUACCAAUGGCCCUGGACCUGGCAACUGUGGCAGAGUCAGCUGCAGUUACGACUCCGCCAUUUGGUGGUGCAAUGAUAACGACUUUUCAAAGACUGUGAGAUGGAUCAACAUCUCCGCGGGGGCCGAAUACAUGAACGGGGCCUUUGGGAGCUUCUGGGGCAACAAGGGGAAGUGUGUGGACUCAGAUGAUGGCGCCUGGCAGAGCGCGGGUCAGGCGUUCUACCCUGGGAAUUUCAACGUCAUCCUCAACGCUGACAAGUGCUGA
Podospora pseudocomata is the source of this 1113-nucleotide messenger RNA. RefSeq lists its product as uncharacterized. The record is from RefSeq and is a predicted model, not a curated record. NCBI's taxonomy places the organism in Eukaryota, Fungi, Ascomycota, Sordariomycetes, Sordariales, Podosporaceae. Bases 466 to 1113 code for a protein of 215 amino acids. The transcript is spliced from 3 exons.